This is a messenger RNA of Trichomycterus rosablanca, 974 nucleotides long. Its product is annotated as G2/M phase-specific E3 ubiquitin-protein ligase-like. Lineage: Eukaryota; Metazoa; Chordata; Actinopteri; Siluriformes; Trichomycteridae. The transcript is spliced from 5 exons. Gene Ontology annotation, molecular function: ubiquitin-protein transferase activity. The record is from RefSeq and is a predicted model, not a curated record. Bases 1 to 885 code for a protein of 294 amino acids.
AUGGGUUCCAUCUCAGAACUUUCUUCAGAUGAUGAGGAAUUUAACCAGGCUAUAGUGGCCAGUCUUGAGAGUCAUGCGGCAUCUGAACACCGAAACACUAAAUCAGCACAGGAGGUGCUCCUGAGUCUUGCAUCUCAAAUUGAUAGUAACCAAAGGUGUAGGUUCAACAUUAAUAGAUCUUCAGUACUGGAUGGUGCCCUACGGGGCUUCAAACGACUGUCCUAUAAUCCUAUGUAUCAGAUGUGCAUCAAGUUUUCAGAUGACUCGGGAAUGGAUGAAGAGGCUGUGGACCUUGGUGGCCCUAGAAGAGAGUUUUUACGCUUGCUUAUGGAAGCCCUAAUACUGUCACCGAUGUUUGAAGGAAGAAAUGGCAAGUUGAACCUGGCUUUGGACAGUUCAGUUGGUGACAAUUCCUUUGUAAAACCUGUCUUGGAGGACAUUGCUGAUACAGACCUCUAUCAGAAGGUUAAACAGUUGUCUGAAUGUAUCUCAUUUGAUGACCUGAUAUACGCCACAGAACCACUGCAGGACUACCUGGCAAAUGCUGGAUGUCUUAGGCCACUAAAAUGCAUUGAAGACAGAGAUCUACUAGUUGAAGAUAUUCUCAUGUUUCAGGUGGUGCACAGAGUCUGUGGGGCUUUUGAAAGAUUUAGAGAGGGACUGAAGACACUUGGUGUUUUGGAUGCAAUCAGAAUGUAUCCAGACAGCUUUAGACCCUUAAUCUGUCAUGAACCAUCCCCACUUACUGCUGACUUAGUGGAUCAGUUUUUCCACAUCCGGUUGUCUGCAGUGGGCAGCAACAAGAGAAGGGCAGAGGAAUGUGUUGUUGCAUUUUGGAGGGAUUACCUCCAGGAUGUUGAAGGUAAAUAUUGCUGCUUAAUAUAGCAUUUUCUCUUAUGAUUUGUCUUGUUUAUAAAGUGUACAAAGACUGGGGUAGGAGAAUGAAAAGGAUAACCUUUGCUAUAGUGGCACUG